Molecule: messenger RNA, 426 nt
Organism: Candidozyma haemuli
Lineage: Eukaryota; Fungi; Ascomycota; Pichiomycetes; Serinales; Metschnikowiaceae
Gene: PGA14
Product: Pga14p
Exons: 1
Coding region: 1-426 (141 amino acids)
Source: RefSeq, a predicted model, not a curated record
AUGAAGCUCUCCACCGUCAUUGUUGCUGCUGCCCUUUCUGCUGGCGCUUACGCUGUUGAGGACACUCCUAGUACCGUUACCACCACCUUCCACGGUUCCACCGACACUCACAGAUACGGUCGUUUCGACAAGACCUCUGACCCACCAAAGCCAACCAACACUGGUACUGAGAGAUACGGUCGUUUCGACAAGACUGCCGACCCAGUCACCACCACCAUCUUCAUCACUGACUCCAGUAUCACUGCCAACCACGAGGUUGUGAACUUCGCUGCCUCUAACGGUACUGGCGCUGGUGCUGGUAACGGUACUGGUGCUGGUGGUGCCAACGGUUCCGAGUCUUCCACCUACGGUGGUGGUGCUGCUGUCAACUCUGGUGCUUACUUCGGUGUUGCUGGUGCCAUUGCUGCUGGUCUUUUCUUGAUUUAA